Molecule: messenger RNA, 915 nt
Organism: Labeo rohita (rohu)
Lineage: Eukaryota; Metazoa; Chordata; Actinopteri; Cypriniformes; Cyprinidae
Exons: 6
Coding region: 37-852 (271 amino acids)
Source: RefSeq, a predicted model, not a curated record
CCACGAUUGAAGAAGUGGUUGUAGUGUGGGCUGAACAUGAACAUGAACAUGAACAUGAACUUGAUUUUGAGUUUGAGUUUUGUGUUGCUGUUUUUACUCGCACAUGGUUCAUCUGGCUUUGAUAAUGUGUCGGUGCUUGUGAUGGAGGGAGAUUCGGUCACUCUAAACACUAAUGUUGAAACAGACAAACAAGAAUACAUAAAAUGGUAUGUUAAUGACACCCGCAUCGCUGAUAUAAUUGGAGAUCUCAGUUAUUUCUGUACAGAUGUUCAGUGUAAUGAAGGAACUGAGAAAUUCAGGGACAGACUGAAGCUGGAUCAUCAGACUGGAUCUCUGACCAUCAUGAACAUAAGAACCACAGACUCUGGACUCUAUGAAUUAAAGAUCAUCAGCAGCAGAAAUAGUGAAAAGACUUUUAAUGUUACUGUUCAUGGAGUUCCUGCUGCUGAAGGAGAUGAAAUUAAGAGAAAAUCGGUGAAGGAGGGAGAAUCUUUUGUUUUAAAUCCUGGUGUAACAAACUCAAAUUAUAUGAUGUGGUUUUUUAAUAACACAUUUGUUGCUGAAAUCAUUGGAAAUCCAAGUAAGAUCUGUACAGUUCAGAAUGAAGAAAGAUUCAGAGACAGACUGAGGCUGGAUCAUCAGACUGGAUCUCUGACCAUCACAAACAUCAGAACCACAGAUGCUGGAGAUUAUCAAAUACAGAUGAGCAGCAGCAGAUUCAACAUAAAAAGGGGCUUCAGUGUUUCUGUCACUGAUUUAAGUCUGUCUUCAGCUUCAGUAGGAGGAAUAUGUGUUGGUGUCCUGCUGCCUGUGGCUGCAACUGCUUCUGUGUUUUUUGUUUGCAGCAAAUAAAGAAAGAUACACCAGGAUGCAGCACAAUGAUCAGUGGGCGGAGCAUCGAGUGUGAGCGUUUGG